This is a messenger RNA of Nymphaea colorata (pocket water lily), 2694 nucleotides long. RefSeq names its product histone deacetylase 9-like. The record is from RefSeq and is a predicted model, not a curated record. Bases 315 to 1604 code for a protein of 429 amino acids. The transcript has 14 exons. Gene Ontology annotation, molecular function: histone deacetylase activity. NCBI's taxonomy places the organism in Eukaryota, Viridiplantae, Streptophyta, Magnoliopsida, Nymphaeales, Nymphaeaceae.
GGUGAAUGUGGUCGCAGUUGGGCUUUGAAAGAAAUCUGGGAGCUCCGAGGAGGCCGUUGUUUUUGGCGGUGCAGUUUUUUCCCACCAUCGCCUGCCCAUGGUUCCGUUAUCGAGGGCGUGGACCUUCUUCGUCUACGUCCAAGCAUCCGGAAAUGGUCCGACCCCUUGACGUGUUUCCCAAAUCCAAAUUGCAGCGGGCACGUCGCUCGUAUACCCGUUGAGCUUGUGGGCGCCCCUUAACCAGAACUCUCUCUCUCUCUCCCUCUGUCUCUCUCUCUCUCUCUCUCUUUCUCGGCGAGUUGGCAGCCAUUGCAAUGGCACCCAAGCAGAGGAUUUCGUACUUCUAUGAUGGUGAUGCUGGAAAUGUUUAUUUUGGUCCAAAACAUCCAAUGAAGCCACACCGUCUUUGUAUGACGCACCAUCUUGUACUUGCAUAUCAGCUGUACAAUAAAAUGGAAAUCUAUAGGCCACAUAGAGCUUAUCCUGUGGAGCUCGCACAGUUUCAUUCAGAAGAUUAUGUUGAGUUCUUGCAUCGAAUAACACCUUACAGCCAAUAUCUGUUCAGGGAUGAAUUAGAAAGAUACAGCCUUGGUGGAGAUUGCCCGAUCUUUGAUGACCUGUUUGAGUUUUGCCAAAUAUAUGCUGGUGGUACAAUAGAUGCUGCAAGGAGGUUAAACCAUCAGUUGUGUGAUAUUGCUAUAAAUUGGGCUGGUGGAUUUCAUCAUGCUAGGAAGGGUGAAGCCUCUGGAUUUUGCUAUAUCAAUGACUUGGUAUUAGGCAUACUAGAGCUUCUAAAAUAUCAUGCUCGAGUUUUGUAUAUUGAUAUUGAUAUACAUCAUGGUGAUGGUGUUGAAGAAGCAUUCUACUUGACAGACAGGGUAAUGACUGUAAGUUUCCACAAGUAUGGUGAUCUAUUCUUUCCAGGAACAGGUGCUCUUAAGGAUAUAGGAGAAAAGGAAGGAACGUAUUAUGCUGUUAAUGUACCUCUCAAAGAUGGAAUGGAUGAUUCUGGUUUUACUCGGCUCUUCAAGAUUAUUAUCACUAAGGUUAUGGAAACAUAUCAACCAGGUGCAGUAGUUCUUCAAUGUGGAGCAGAUUCACUUGCUGGGGAUCGCUUGGGAUGUUUCAACCUUUCCAUUGAUGGCCACUCUGAAUGUGUAAGAUUCGUGAAGAAAUUCAACUUGCCCCUCUUGGUUACUGGAGGUGGAGGAUAUACAAAGGAAAAUGUUGCACGCUGCUGGACUGUGGAAACAGGAGUUUUGUUAGAUACUGAGCUUCCUGACGAAAUUCCGGAUAAUGACUAUAUAAAGUACUUUGCUCCAGAUUAUUCCUUGAAAAUCCGACAUGGCAAUAUCGAAAACUUGAACAGCAAGUCAUAUCUCAGCACCGUCAAAACUCAAAUACUGGAGAACUUACGUUGCAUGCAGCAUGCUCCAGCAGUUCAGAUGCAGGAAGUUCCUCCUGAUUUCUAUAUUCCAGAUAUUGAGGAUGAAGAGAAUCCUGAUGAACGAGUUGAUGGGCAUGCUAAAGACAGGCAAAUUCAAAGGGAUGAUGAGUUCUAUGAUGGCGACAAUGAUAACGAUCGCAUGGAAGACAGCUUUUAGCAGUUUGCAUAGUCAUGCAUUGACUUGUUUGCAUCGAUCCCAUGAAAGUGUGAAGGAAUCGGGUUUCCCCUUUAGCUUUCUAGAAAGUGUGAGGAUGGAGAUUCCAGCUCGUGGAGGCCAGCAUUUUUCAUGAAGAGCCGUUGACUGACUUCGCUAUACACACUAGAAUUAUCUAUCAAAAUUUUUCUCGUUUUCUUUAGGGUCGUUUGAUGCACAAGAAGAAUUUAACGUGGUAAAUUUACCAUGGUAAAUUUUUCUGAAAAAAUUUACAGGAUGAAAUUUUUCUCUCUUCUAAUUUGAGGGUCUGUUUGAUAUACAGGAAGAAUUUAACGUGGUAAAUUUAACCUUGUUUGAUGCACAAAGUAAAAAUUCACAUGAAAAUAAAUUGGAAGAUGUCUUCCAAAACAACAAAAUGUUGCAUACAUGCAUCAAAACAACAAAAUGUUGCAUACAUGGUAACAAAGAAAAAUUAACCAUGGUACAAAAGAGUGAGGAGGGAGACAUGUUACUUCGCAUUCAGAAAUGCAUCGAAAUAUGUUAAAAUGUUUGACAGAGGAUUGUGCUUUCAGGCAACCAACAAAACAAGCUUCCCUAAUUCCUGCAGGGCCUCCUAAAUUGCUAAUCUGCUGAUGAGGCAGACAAUUAGACUAUUCUUUCAGCUGAUGAGGCAGACAAUUGUACUAUUCUUUCAGCUGAUGCCACACAUUCUUUGGUUUAAUACAAAUUGGGGUGCCGUCUCAGCAUAGAGUCAAUUCUUCCAGCUUGCUGCACCAUCAAUGGACUCUUGAGACACAGAUCAAUUCUUCCAGCUUGCUGCACCAUCAAUGGACUCUUCUGGUUAGCUCUAGACAAAAUUGAAGCCAUGGCAUUGAAGGUAUAACGAUUGUGCCUAAACCCAUCUUGUUUUUCAGCCCACAAUAACUCGUAGGCACAAUUCCAUCCACACUUCAGCUCUCUCAAAACAGACUCCACAGUCUCAGUGGUGAGAGUCCUCCCCAAUACACACAACAUCUCCUCCCGAUUUCUUUGCACUGGUUUCUUUGAGAAUAUCGACCAGAGAUCAUAAACGGGAUUAACAGAGAGGAUGCAA